AGCAAGCAAGUGAGUAAGAGGAGUGUGUAAAAGAGCAACACAGACAUUUACACUUCCCUGUGACCUCAAGGAAGUAAAGGAGGAUCACCCACGAACCUCUUCUCCUGUCAUCUGAAUGAACAAGUGAUAGAGAAGGAGGGAGAGGAAGAGGGAAGAUCUGCACAGCACUCCUGACAUCGUUGACUUUGCUGCUGGAGGAAGACAGAAGGGCAUAGGAACAGUGACAGGGGAGCAUGGUGCUUUUGGAAAGGUGCAGCAACAUGACAGUGUGUGUCCUGAACUGGAGCUCGUAUAUGAAGAGAACGGCUGAGGAUCAUUGCCAUGCCAGUAUCUAGGAAGGUUCAGCAGGCUCAUUGAAGACAUGGCCCAGGCAAAAGGGCCAAGAGAUGGAGUUCUGUUGACCAAUGAGAAUGCACGUCCAGUUACCAGGGAAGGCGUGGCAUGGAAGGGCCCUCGUACAGUGGUCCUGCAGAAGAACUCUCAGGGUUUUGGGUUUACACUGCGGCACUUCAUAGUGUACCCACCAGACUCUGCCCUCCACACCUCUAUGAAGGAUGUAGAAAAUGGCAAUGGAAAAGGGAAUCAUAGGGGCCGCCUGGAGCCAAUGGAUACUAUUUUCGUGAAGAGCGUGAAGGAGACAGGUCCUGCCCACCAGGCUGGACUCUGCACAGGAGACCGACUAGUAAAAGUAAAUGGGGAGAGUAUUCUGGGGAAAACCUACUCUCAGGUUAUAGCACUAAUCCAAAACAGUAAGAGUGUGCUGGAGCUUUCCAUUAUGCCUAAAGAUGAGGAUGUGCUCCAGUUGGUAAGUGCAUACUCUCAUGAUGCUUAUCUGAAAGGGAAUCAACCAUACACAGGAGGGGCUCAAAACCUUCCAGAGCCUCCUCCGAUUUGCUACCCUCGCAGCAAACCCACCUCUUCCGGUAUGCCUGGCAACCUGAACUGCAGGCGUGGGUCAGCUGGUCUCUUAGAUAGCCGCUCCACGGGAGACAGUGGUGGGGGUACAGGCCGCCGAUCAGAUGUCCCAAGCCACCAUGCACUCCGUAACCAGCGUGCUCGCUCCUCAACCAUAGCCAUCAGCCCUCUGGACUUUCACUUUGCUAACCACAAUGCGGCCAUCACUUCAGCCUCCCUGCCCUACCCACGCAAAGGCAGCCUUCCACUGUCGCAGAGUGAGCUGUGUCACCAGGCCCUGGCUAAAUGGUACCACAGCCAGACAACCGAGCGCCCAGGCAUGUCCCACCAUCACCGCAGCAUCUCUCAGGACACACUGCUUUGCCACUAUGGAACAGCCACAGGAGUCAACCAAUACCCUGAUGUAGACUCGUGCUGGAUGGGUAACUGGGGUAUGACUGGGGCCCAACAAUCAAAUCGCUCCUGCUCAGAAAAUUUACUGGCUGCUUAUGCUGAAUAUGAGAAGAGCUGUGGGCGCUCACUCGAGAGAUUGGACAAGGCAGCACACCGUUAUGAGAAGUCGGCUUGUGCCCCACAGAGUGGCCAGCCAGUUAGGAAAGAAGAGCAGCCCUGCUUGAGCAGUCAACGUGCAGUAAUAUGUGCAGAUGUGCCACCCCCUGGUUGGGGAUCCAGCCAUUCCCAAGAGCAGACAGGCUCUCAGUCCUAUCAUUCGGCCCAGCCUAGGUGUUUGCCCACACAGACAGUAGAUGACCAGAUGGUGGGCUAUCGCAGCUAUAGUCCCUCUUUCUGUCGCAAAGCGGGCCACCUCAUGCAGCAGGCUCACUCCUUUAGAGAUCCUUCCUACACUGGUCCUCAACUCAGCUGGACUGCCACACCUAAAACCAGCCCCCCAGAUAGUGCACCUUUUUCAGGCAGAGCUUCGUCCCCUCUGUCCAUGUCUUCCACUGCCGAGACACAAAACUCUUCAAAGGAAAGCUCAGGUAGUGGACCAACAGUGGAGGAGCCUGUUCAAGCACAGAUGCAAGAGGUAGUCCUCAGACAAAAGUCCGCCUCUGGCAAAUGUGCCCCACAUGCAAUGCGCCACCCAAACUAUGCUGUGCCUCUGGAUCUACUCGAACCUCCUGUUGCCUCAGCCCCUGCACGGUCCAAUGGUAACCUGCAGCCCCUGCCUGUGGAGCAGGACUCCCUGGCUUCCAUUCCCUUUAUAGAUGAGCCCACCAGCCCUAGUGUAGACCUGCUUGCCCAGCAUAUUCCUGCCUCCUCUGUGGUAUCCAGCAGCCUGUCCCAGGCACCUACCUUGUCCAGCAGCCCUGUCCCUCCCUCCCUCACCUCCCCUCUCACCCAUCUCCUCGACACAGACUGCAGCACUGUCAAGAAUAGCCGUCGCUCUUCUUACCUGUUGGCCAUCACAACUGAGCGCUCCAAGUCUUGUGAUGAAGGUCUGAACACAUUCAGAGAUGAAGGCCACGUGUUUAUGAGAUUGCCAAAAAGAGUCAAAAGCUUUUUUACAGAGGGUUCCCUCGAGAGUCUGCGAGCAGCAGAGGAAGCCCGUUCCAAGCGCCACUCCACUUCUGAGCUCGGCAACAUCACACUAACGGAUAUCAGAAAAGAGGGCUGGCUGCACUACAAACAGAUCCUUACAGAGAAGGGCAAGAAAGUUGGUGGUGGUAUGCGGCCAUGGAAACGGGUCUUCUCUGUGCUGCGCUCCCAUUCACUCUUUCUAUACAAGGACAAGCGUGAGGCAGUGCUCCAUGGAGCUGGGUCAUUGGGUCAAGGUGGUGGUGGCGAGGAUGAGCAGCCCAUCAGUAUCCGUGGAUGCUUGAUUGACAUAGCCUACAGCGAGACGAAGCGGAAACACACACUACGACUCACCACACAGGACUUCUGUGAGUACUUGCUGCAGGCAGAGGACCGCGAUGACAUGUUGAGCUGGAUCCGCAUCAUCCGUGAGAACAGCAAGACUGACAGCGAGGAGCUUGGUUUUUCCAGACAGGCCCUCAUCAAUAAGAAACUAAACGAUUACAGGAAACAAAGCUUAACAGGUACUAAGCCAGACACUUCUCCCAGAGUCCACAGGAUGAUGCAACCGUUUCUCCUCUCAAAGACGGACAGCAGCUCAGCAGUGAACCGAUCCCUAAAGACAGAGAGCAAAGAGGAGAGCAGCCCCCCUAAGGCUACAUGGAGCAUCAACAUUAUGAAAAAAGGAAAGAAAGCAGGGCCUAAGGCCUUUGGGGUUAGACUAGAGGACUGCCUUCCAGGGGCUAAUGAUAAGUUUGUGCCUCUGAUUGUGGAGACCUGCUGCAGCCUGGUGGAAGAGAGGGGUUUGGAAUAUACAGGGAUCUACAGAGUGCCAGGGAACAAUGCCAUGGUGUCCACCCUACAAGACCAACUCAACAAGGGGAUGGAGAUCAACACUACUGAAGAGAGAUGGCAGGACCUGAAUGUAAUCAGCAGUCUCCUUAAGUCUUUCUUUAGGAAGCUUCCAGAACCUCUUUUCACUGAUGACAAAUACAGUGAUUUUAUCUACGCUAAUCGAUUAGAAGACGCUGGAGACCGGUUGAAGACAAUGAGAAAACUGAUUCGUGACUUACCUGAUCAUUGCUACCACACACUUAAAUUUCUGAUCAGCCAUCUUAAGCGAGUGGCUGAGCACUCAGAGAAGAAUAAGAUGGAGCCCAGAAACCUUGCUCUUGUGUUUGGUCCCACGCUUGUGCGUACCUCAGAGGACAAUAUGACGGAAAUGGUCACUCACAUGCCUGACCGCUAUAAGAUUGUGGAGACUCUCAUUUUGCACCAUACCUGGUUCUUCACUGAUGAGCUGAUGGACAAAGAUGAGAAGACCCCUGAAGACCAACGGGAUGAGCAGCCCGUUCCAAAUAUUGACCACCUCCUCUCCAACAUUGGCCGAACAGCACCACUGGGGGACGCCUCAGAUUCCACUAACAGUGAUUCAGCUAAAUCCAAGCAGGGGUCUUCAAUUUCAAAGAAAGAUGUAAGCGCCAAGGAUUUCCUUCCCCUGUCCAUCAUAUCUGCUGUGACCCGGAAGAGAAAGAAGCAUCGGAGUGCCUGCCCUACAGACAGCAGUAGUGAUGAGGACUCCGAGCAUGAGCCGGUGAAAGCUAGCAACUAUGGAGAGCUGAGUGAGAAUGGGGAGAAUGAGAGGGAUGGAGGUCAUGAGGAGAGCAAAAUGGGGUGUGCUGCCCAAAGCACAGAAAGUCAGACGACAGAAGUAAAUGAAAAGGAUGUAGAAGGAAAACGGAUGAUGGAGUCACACGAGGGAAGAGAACAGGAGGUGGGAGGGAGGGAGAGUGGAGGUAACCAGCAAGAGGAUGAUGGUAUAAGAGUGGGCGUCAGUAUGAGGAUGCAGUUAGGGCGAGAGCAACCACAGCGGCCUCGAAGCUUCCUCUACUCCUACCAGAAUACUCCAGGAUCAAGAGUCACAGACCAGGCAGCCAGCUCUCCCUCGUCUCCCUGCUCCAGCGAUGCCCACAGGCUCAGCCAGGUCAACUCCGCAAGCCGUAAGAAGCUGCGUGGGGAGAGGGUGCGCCCUCGCUCUUUAUAUGAGGAACCAGGUCUGGAGCGGGCUGUAGGUCUGGCCCGAGUCAAAGCCUCACUUGUGCGUGGCCAAGAGAGGCUGCGUCAGGCAAUGUCCCCCAGCAGAGAGCCCUCUGUCCAGCAGAGUUGGCUGAGUCAGGUACACGCUAACUUCCUUUCCUCUGCCAACGACUUGUGGAGGUCAGGGACUCAGCGGCAACAUGCUUCCCCGGAGACACGCCGCAGGCGGAGAGAUUGGAGACGUCAUACAGUGGUGGGAAGCAGUGGGGAAGGCUAAACAAAGGCAUCUAAACAGCCUGAAUCCUAAUGCAUUAACACAUUGAAGGGAAAUAAAGCACACUAUUCAAAUAUCAAGUGUGUAGGCAGAAGGUUGAGUUUAAGUAUUAAAAUGAAGGAAAGCUUGGAGAGAAAUGAAUCCAUUUCAGUUAUUAAUUGCAUAUUUGCACCAUGCCGAAAGCAAGUGGUUCAUGGAACAUUUAUGAAAUAAAGGCUGAAGGCCUUUCGGCAUUCUGCACUGGUGCAAUAAAUAACUUGAGCCCUUUCCAACUUCGUUUCCAUCUCAUCUCCAUCACUGGAGGAGGGCACUUCAACGGAUCCUCACUGCACGUCUGCAAGACUUUGCACUGCACCUUAUCAGCAACACCAAACACAAAAUGGCUCCUGACCUCAGGUGCAAGAACAGCAAGCUGUGGAGCAGCCAUAACAAUACAUGCUGCCACUCAUUCAUAAUUCACACACCAUUACAUACAUUGCGAGAAAGGGUCUGGUCUGAUUCACAAAGGUGUCUAGUUCUCCUGCACCCUUUCCCCAAUAAACACAGUCUUCCCUUUUUUUCAGUGAAAAUGACAGUAUUUACACACAAAAUGGGUGUCACAAAAACAGCUGCACUGAAAUACAUCAUAACCUUACCUUCA
Molecule: messenger RNA, 5384 nt
Organism: Neoarius graeffei (lesser salmon catfish)
Lineage: Eukaryota; Metazoa; Chordata; Actinopteri; Siluriformes; Ariidae
Gene: arhgap23b
Product: Rho GTPase activating protein 23b
Exons: 24
Coding region: 362-4747 (1461 amino acids)
Biological process (GO): signal transduction
Molecular function (GO): protein binding
Source: RefSeq, a predicted model, not a curated record